AUGAACGAUCCCGAAAUAAAAAGCCCCCGCGCCAAAAAAGGACCCCCAAAACCUUCCUUCUGCCUCUCCAUUUUCAACUCCCCGCCAUUCUACCUAACCCUCCUCCUCCUCUCCUUCUACGUCGGCUACUUCACCGCCACCUCCAACUCCUCCUCCUCCGCCCCCGCCACCACCACCAACAACUUCUCAUCCCAACUACAAACAACAACAACAACAACAGCCGCCACCGUGACGACCCUCCCUUCGGACUUCGACAACGAGAUCGACAACUUCCGCGUCGCGCCCAACUGCAUCGACCCCAUCCCCACCGACCUCAUCCGCGAAACCAUCCUCACGCGCGUCUACGGCGGCGCGUCCCCCUUCGACAACUUCCCCCCUCCCCACGUCGCCAACUCCCUCCGCCACCGCAGCCUCAAGGGCUGGGGAUCCAAGGGCGCCGUCUUCCGCCACCUCAUCGAAGAAGUCCGCCCCAAAAUCAUCAUCGAGGUCGGCACCUUCCUCGGCGCGUCGGCCGUCCACAUGGCCACCCUGACACGUCAGCUCGGCCUCGACGACACGCUCAUUCUGUGUAUCGAUGAUUUCCGCGGGUGGCCGGGGUUCAGGGAGCAGUUCCAGUUCAUCAAUCACAUCAAUGGUGACGUGAUGCUGUUGUAUCAGUUCAUGCAGAACGUGGUGUACAGUAACGUGACCGAUUCGGUCCUGCCGCUCCCGUUCUCGACCGGUUCGACCCUGUCCAGGUUGUGCCAGUGGGGGGUGACCGCGGAUCUGAUCGAGAUCGAUGCGGGUCACGAGUUUAACUCGGCUUGGUCCGAUAUUAACCGGGCGUUCCGGUUGUUGCGACCGGGUGGGGUUAUGUUUGGGCAUGAUUAUUUCCGGAUGGGGGAUAACCGUGGGGUGAGGCGGGCGGUUAAUUUGUUUGCUCAGAUUUAUGGGCUUAGGGUUCAGACUGAUGGCGAGCAUUGGGUGAUUCACACCUCCUGA
Linum tenue is the source of this 981-nucleotide messenger RNA. The record is from the annotation of a GenBank genome assembly. NCBI's taxonomy places the organism in Eukaryota, Viridiplantae, Streptophyta, Magnoliopsida, Malpighiales, Linaceae.